AAAAAAAUAUUAGCAAAACUAGUGAUCACCUCCCGACUCCCGUUACAUAACUAAUAAAACGAAAUAGCUAGUGUAGCUAACGCCCAACCAUCCCUCCAGAGGGCGCCAAGUCUAGUUACGGUUAUUUUCAUGCUUUUCUAUUGUUAGAUGGCUACGUUAACGCGAUUACUUUAUUAGAUAAAUGAAUACUUUUAACGAUAAAAAAAGACUACUUUAAUUGAAAUCUGUGAUUUUAUAAAGUAUAUAUUUGGCUACUUAGAUCCAGAAGAUAUAUAUAUAUAUUAAGGAAUCGAGAAACGACGUGGAUCUUCCAUAUUCUGACAGAUUUCAAUUAAGUAAAUACAGUAUUACGAAAAACUCCAUAAAAUGAAUCAAAAAGACUUAGAUACUCUUCUAGAACAUCAACAAAAGGGAUUGGCUGCAUGUUUUCAACAAAUAGAACAAUGGAAAAAGUUUAAAAGUGAUUAUGAAAAUUUGAAAAAUCGCUUAGAAACGUUAGCUGACAAAAUAUCAUAUGAUGUUAUGGUUCCACUUGGACCUUUGGCAUUUAUGCCUGGAAAGUUAGUACAUACUAAUGAAAUUACAGUGUUAUUAGGAGAUAAUUGGUUUGUUGACAGGUCUUCCAAACAAGCUACUGAAAUUGUUAAAAGAAGAAUUAAACAAUGUGAUUCAAUGUUAGAUAAAUUAGCUAAACAAAAAGAACAGUUUGAAAGUUGGAUUAAAUAUACAGAACAAGCAAAUGAAGAAGAUUUAGUUGAAAUAAGGGAAGAAUAUGAUCCAGUUAAAGAAAAACUUUGGAAAGAACAACACAGAAAAAAUAUUCAAGCUUUUCGAAAACAAUUAGCAGAGGAAAUUAAACUAGCUGAAAAUAAGGAAUUACACGAAAAGAAAAAAGCACUGUUAACUGAGAAAGUAUUAACAGAUGAAGAAUUACAAUUGAGAUUUAAAGAUCUUGAAAUACAAGAGAAAGAAAAUGAUGAAUUUGCUAAUUUAUCAGAAAAUUCUAGUACAGAAACUGCUGAAUCUGAAGAAGAGGAAGAGGAAGAAAAGGAAGAAGGAAAAGAAAUUGGUAAAAGAAUAACUUGGAAAGAUCAAAUCCAUGCAAAAUGCAAUGUUAUUACUUUUACUCAUACUAAAUUUGAAGAAGGCAGACAAGAAGCAACAGAUGAUUUGGAACCGAAAACAUCCGAAAGUGGAGCACCUCGUAUUCAAAGUCCCUCUGAUAUUUAUAAAGAAUUUGCAAAUAUAAUUAAACCAAAUGAACUAAAAUCAAUAUUAAAAACAACCAAGAUUAAAGAAAAUACAGAAACUGUGCCUUUAUUUGAUAAAACAGAAUCUGUUGAAAUAGUAAAUGAUAAAGAAAUUUAUCCUCUUCCUAAACAGUCGAAAUCUGUUGGAUUUAAAAAUACUGAAAUUUCUAAAAUUAAAAGCAGUUAUCAGACAGCUUUUAGUGGAGAAAUUCAAGAACGAGAAACAGGAUUGGGAGAAACUAUGGCAGUUUCGCGACCCAGGGUAUCGAAAUUUAAAUCUCAACGAAUGAACAUGAAAAAGUGAUACUAAACAAGAUUAUUAUAUUUUUAAAUGUAUGUAAAUAAAAUUGUUAUUUUUAAAAUG
Centruroides sculpturatus (bark scorpion) is the source of this 1614-nucleotide messenger RNA. Its product is annotated as unconventional prefoldin RPB5 interactor-like. Bases 367 to 1554 code for a protein of 395 amino acids. The transcript is spliced from 10 exons. The record is from RefSeq and is a predicted model, not a curated record. Gene Ontology annotation, molecular function: transcription corepressor activity; phosphatase inhibitor activity; chromatin binding. Gene Ontology annotation, biological process: negative regulation of transcription by RNA polymerase II; negative regulation of phosphatase activity. NCBI's taxonomy places the organism in Eukaryota, Metazoa, Arthropoda, Arachnida, Scorpiones, Buthidae.